Zingiber officinale is the source of this 1793-nucleotide messenger RNA. Its product is annotated as la-related protein 6B-like. The record is from RefSeq and is a predicted model, not a curated record. NCBI's taxonomy places the organism in Eukaryota, Viridiplantae, Streptophyta, Magnoliopsida, Zingiberales, Zingiberaceae. Gene Ontology annotation, biological process: RNA processing. The coding region runs from base 33 to 1418 and encodes 461 amino acids. Gene Ontology annotation, molecular function: mRNA binding. The transcript is spliced from 10 exons. Gene Ontology annotation, cellular component: nucleus.
ACUCAUUGGAGCCCAAGUUGACUCCGAGAUCGAUGGCCGAAGAAAUCCUGGAGCAAACCCUAGGAACCCACGAGGCCCGCGCCAUGUCCUCCGUCCCCGGCGGCGGCGACGAUCGAUCUCCGAUGGAGGCCGGAGAUUCAUCCCUCUGGCGGUCCCUCUCUGCCAGCCGCCUCAACGCACAGGCAGCAGAGUUCGUCCCUCGCUCCACGCAGCUCCCUGCUCCCUCCUCAGUGCCGAUUCGCCAUGGGCAUGCUACUGCGGCGCACCCUGUGAAGCACGUAUUCCACCAGGCGCCUCCGAACCCGACUUAUUUUAUUCCCAGCUCGAGUUCGUUAGAGUACUAUGGGCCUGCGCAGCCAGGCGGAUUUAAGGAUCAUGAGGGCGGACAUACCAGCGCUGAUCCUGAACGAACCCCUCAGGAGAGGGACGGAAUUCCAGAGGAAGUUAUCCAAAAGAUCACGAAGCAGGUUGAGUAUUAUUUCAGUGAUGCAAACCUUGCUACAACUGAACAUUUGAUGAGGUUUAUCAGUAAAGAUCCUGAUGGAUUUGUGCCAAUAUCAGUUGUAGCAGCAUUUAAGAAGAUCAAAUCCUUGGUUAGCAACAACUCACAGCUUGCUAUGGCACUCCGAACAUCAUCAAAACUGGUUGUAAGUGAUGAUGGGAAAAGAGUUAGGCGUCAACAGCUAUUUACAGAGUCAGACUUGGAAAUGUUGCAGUCUCGCAUUGUUGUGGCUGAAAACUUGCCUGAGGACCAUUGUUACCAGAAUCUUAUGAAGAUUUUCUCAUCUGUUGGCUGUGUGAAGACAAUACGUACAUGUUAUCCACCAUCUGCCAAUGGAACAGCUCCUGCAAAUAAUAAAUCUACACGACUGGAAAUGCUCUUUGGCAACAGAUUGCAUGCAUUUGUGGAGUACGAGUCUAUUGAAGAUGCUGAAAAAGCAGUUGCUGAACUCAAUGAUGAGAAGAAUUGGAGAAAUGGACUCAGAGUUAAAUUGUUUCAUAAAUUCUUGAUGAAACAUGGGGCAACUCGAGGAAGAAGGGGACAGGAAGGUGAUUUUAACGGAGAGGAGGAUGUUUCAACAUCAAACCAAUCAAAUGAAAAGCUGGUUGGUGAUGCCUAUCACUCAUCUGAUGUGUCACAUGAUCAUGAGAAUGAUGAAAAUUUCAAUGAAAAAGAUGGUGCACUAAGACGAGGGAGAGGCCGGGGCCGUGGAGGGAGACGAGGGCGCGGCCAACAUCAGAACAAUAAUCGCGGAGGAGGCCAUCUGGUUGGCACCCCACCAUCUAGUCAUUCUAUCCAUUCUGAUCGCGAACAACUUGUUGCUAACAAGCAACCUCCUGGUCCUCGGAUGCCAGAUGGUACCAGGGGAUUCACACUGGGCCGAGGGAAACCAGUAAUCUCAACUAGUACAGUCUAGAGGCAUUUUACGAGUGUUCCUGUUUACUCUUUUUUCUUUUCUUUUUUUUUUUUUUUUUUGCAUGGUAAAAGAUUCGUAUCAGCCAAUCCACGACUCACAGUGCCACUGUUGGUUUUGGUGCCAACACAUCCAUCAGUGCGUGUUAGACUUUUAUUUUUUGGGGUUUAGCCUGAGUUGUUGGAGUAUCUGUUAUGGGUCUUUCCUUUUGAUGGUCGCAUCUCCAAAGGUUAAAAAAAGAAGUCAAUAGUAUGUUGGUCCUGUGCUCGAAUCAAAUCACUAUAUUAGAACUGCUGUUGAACAUAAUAUAUAUGGUCAAUAAGGCAAAAACAUUGUCAUAUUAUUUUGAGUUCAAGUUUAUAUAUUGUUUACUUCGCA